Messenger RNA from Astrephomene gubernaculifera, 2203 nucleotides. NCBI's taxonomy places the organism in Eukaryota, Viridiplantae, Chlorophyta, Chlorophyceae, Chlamydomonadales, Astrephomenaceae. The record is from the annotation of a GenBank genome assembly.
UCCCAUCACUGUGAUCCGCAGAGGUGCGGUCCUUUACCAAACUACAUUGGUCACGGCGUCACGGCGUCUGCGAUCAAGCCAGCUUCUUGUUCACUAAACGCGAACUCCACAGUCCUUUAAAUUGAAUUACUAGAUGGGUAAAAGCCUACAUGGAGAGCACCCUCCGGUACAAAGCGUUACAUGCUAGGUUUCUGCUCAAACAACAUCUGGGAAAAUGACAGUGUGAGAGCCGCUCACUAGCACCCUGAUAUGGAAGAACCACCAGUCCAGGUGUUCUGGCCGCCUACACCACCAGCGCACUCCGUGACAUCCGUGGCAGUCGACGGGAGCGCGGGUCUAAUUUAUACUGGGAGCUGCGAUGGAUCCAUUGUGCGUUGGCAGCUGCGCUCCGAUGAACCGCCGAGGGCGUCCGUCAUGUUGGUUGGUCACACGUGCGCCAUCCGACACUUGGUUCCCGGGCUGACAGAUCCUGACACGCACCUCCUCACCCACACGCCAGGCAACACCGGCAGCACCGGACACCACGCGGGGGAAGCGGCUGCCCGCUAUCUCCUGAGUGUCGACGAGGCGGGUGUGUGCUGCAUUUGGCGGGAGCCGUGCGGGCGCUGUGAGCUGCGGAGGCGCGUGCCUGAGCUGGCAGCGGCAGCGGCAGCAGCAGGGGCGGUGGCGUUUGCGCAGAUGCCGCAGGAUGAGCCCCUCACCGCCGGCUGGCUGCUGGCAGCGCUGCCGGCAUCCGCGGUCUGCGGCUCACCGCCACCACCGCCGCCGCCUCCCUCACACCGCCCACCAAGUGGCCAGCAGGAGCUGCUCGGAAAGCCCAUUCACAACAUUCGGAGCGGCAGCGCUGGCGGUGCAGCCUCCCCCGCCCCAUCCGCAUCCAGCCGCCCCCACCAUCUCACGGGCCUACCGGUACCCCACGUGGUAUUGGUCCUGGACUGGCGCUGUCUUGUCGUGACGCAGGUGCUGCCCCUGCAGCCCCUGCAACAGCUGCUGCAAGUGGAGCUGCCGGCAGCCGCACCGGAGCGCCUGGAGCUGUCGCAGGGUAGGCGGGACCGCUCGCCAAGUGACCCGCUGGGUCGGUUUGGUGAUGAUGCCCUCGCCAGCGCUACCGCAACAGCGGAGAAGCUGCUGAGCUUUCGGGUGAGCUGCUGUCGAGUGGCGGCACCGCCGCCACACAACGGUAAUGGCAACGGCUGGUGCAACGGCAACAGCAUGAGCGGCUGCCACGGCGGUAGUACCGAUACUGGCGGCUUGCUUCAUGGUGGCGGCUGCAGUCCUCAGACGGUCCUUGCAGUCGCAGCAGCCGUGGAUGCGCUGGGAACGCUGUACGGCUGCAUUCUGCCGUUCGACCCGUACAAUCCGCCUGCGUGGUCAUUGGCUGGGCUGGCAGGGGCAGCUGCGGGUCCCGGUGCGGGUGCGGGUGCUGGAAUACCAGCCGGCAGACGAGGGCAUCUGGGUCAGCAGCAGCAGCAGCAGCACAUGGGAGCAGCGGGCCCAACAUUGCAGCCUUGGACCCUGCCGGGCCCCGCACCAGGAGGACAACAGCAGCAGCAGCAGCAGGAGGAAGAGGUCCUGUCCGUACAUGGACGGCUGCUGGCGGCGACUCUGAGCUCGGACUUGGGGUGGGCGGUGCUGGGUUCGGCGGACGCAUGGGUGGUGCUCAGGGCGCGACGCGAUGUGUUGCCAACACCGCCCCCUCCUGGUAUGGGUGUGGGUUGCGGCUCUUCCCCCGCUAACCUCGUCGCUCCAUGCAGCCCUCCGACGACCCACCUCCUGCGCAUGUGCUACACCGCCACCGGCGUUAUCAGCCUGAUGAACCAGCAGCCAGCCUACACCCCGACGCAACCGGGGCUGGUCUGCCCGCCAGCGCCAGCCCACCUGCUGCCUGUGGGGGUAAUGCACCACGGGGCCUCCACGACCCAACAGCAGCGGUGCAAUGCCGUACGUGCCGCCCCGCACAUGCUGCUGUUGGAUGACCCGUGGGUCGUGAAUCCCGAUGUGGACGGCCUUCGGGUGCUCCAGGACCCCCACCACCACCACCUUGACAGCCAGCUCGCUGGUCUGCAGCACCACCAGCAGCACCACCAGCCGGCCAAGCAGCAGGACCUGCAUGAGCCCCUCCAGCAGCAACUCGCAGCACACCCUCAACCCGCAACACAGCCAAACGGCCAGCUACCGCUGCCGCUGCUGCGCAUCCUCUGUU